Messenger RNA from Selaginella moellendorffii, 824 nucleotides. RefSeq names its product vacuolar protein sorting-associated protein 2 homolog 3. Gene Ontology annotation, biological process: protein transport; late endosome to vacuole transport; endosome transport via multivesicular body sorting pathway. Gene Ontology annotation, cellular component: multivesicular body; ESCRT III complex. The transcript has 10 exons. The coding region runs from base 38 to 679 and encodes 213 amino acids. NCBI's taxonomy places the organism in Eukaryota, Viridiplantae, Streptophyta, Lycopodiopsida, Selaginellales, Selaginellaceae. The record is from RefSeq and is a predicted model, not a curated record.
GGUUGGGAUUUAGGGUUUCUAGAGAUCCUCGUCGAAGAUGCUCAAGUUUUUCAAGAAGAAGACCACUGCCAAAGAUGCGUUGCGGACGAGCAAGCGGGAGAUGGCGGUGGCGACACGAGGGAUUGAGCGAGAGAUUGGGAGCCUGCAGCUCGAGGAGAAGAAGCUUGUGGCCGAGAUUAAGAAGACUGCCAAGAGUGGAAAUGAGGCAGCAGUGAAAAUCCUUGCCAGGCAACUUAUCAGGCUUCGGCAGCAAAUAGCAAAGCUUCAGGGAAGCCGGGCACAAAUGCGGGGUGUUGCCACACACACUCAGGCUAUGUACGCGAAUACUGCUGUUGGUGGAGCAAUGAAAGGAGCUAAUAAAGCCAUGGAAGCCAUGAAUAAGAAAAUGGAGCCUUCGAAGCAAGCUAAAGUAAUGCAAGAGUUCCAGCGGCAGUCCGCGAAAAUGGACAUGACGACCGAGAUGAUGUCGGAUUCCAUCGACGAUGCACUAGACAAUGACGAUGCCGAGGAGGAGACCGACGAGCUCACAAACCAGGUACUCGACGAGAUUGGAGUGGACAUCGCAGCACAGCUAUCGUCGGCUCCCAGGGGAAAAGCCAGCAAAACGAGAUCUCAAACUUUAGGAAGCUCCGGAGUGGACGAUCUGGAGCAAAGGCUAGCUGCAUUGCGGCAUGUUUGAGCUUGAGCACGCUCACAGUGGUCUGUACUAUAAAAUAUACGGUAAUUUGUUAGCUUGAGUGUGGUAGCUUUUGGAUAAUCUACUAGGUGGAGUGGAAUCUUCUCGAAUCGAAGUGGAAGAAUAUAAACUUUUCUCCUGGUCGUCA